AUGGUGAAUCCAUCACUCUACAUCCUCCCCUUCAUUCCGCUGGCGAACGCAUGGACGUUCCUCUACACCAACGCCACCGAUAAUGCCACAAUCUUCCACCAAACCGGUACACAAAAUUGUACAGCAAUCGACCUCGCGAAGGGAAAGGAAUUCUCAUGGGACCCGGAGAACUCGAAUCUGUGCAUCUCAAUCUACUACGAUGACACAUGCAUGAACCGCGGCGGAAUAUCUUGUCCGGCGUGGAAGAAGAACUCCUCAAACAACUUCCACGGCAUCCAAAUCUUCACAAACGAUGACGCUGCCUCGGCCUCAAUAUCACCGGCUCCUACGCAGACAAUAUUCACCUCAGCCUCCCUAUCUUCUACAUCAACAUCAUUGACAACAGGUACCUCAGCUGCAGGUACUUCCGCUGGCUCAUCUACCUCCUCACUAUCCAGCGGAGCCAUCGCGGGAAUUGCCAUCGGGGUCGUCGCAGCAAUCCUAUUAAUAGGAGGUUUACUCUUUUUCAUCGGUCGAAUGAAUCGCAAGAAUGCUACGCCAGAGUCGCCUGCGCCUAAAGGUCCCUAUAAGCCGACACUGGCAGAUAUGCAAUCUGCAGUCCCUCCGCAUGAGUUUGCGAUGGGCACUGGCAAUUCUGAGAAGAUGCCGCCAUCUUCAAGAGGUCGUCCUGUGCCCGGGUCGAAGGUUGUCGAGCUUCCGGGUGAUUACCGGACUGUUGAGCUUGAGAAUAGUCCUGUUAGUGAGAUGGAUGUUCAUACGGCGGAUGUGAAGUUUAAUCGCUUCUAG
Messenger RNA from Penicillium argentinense, 786 nucleotides. RefSeq lists its product as uncharacterized. The transcript has a single exon. NCBI's taxonomy places the organism in Eukaryota, Fungi, Ascomycota, Eurotiomycetes, Eurotiales, Aspergillaceae. The record is from RefSeq and is a predicted model, not a curated record. Bases 1 to 786 code for a protein of 261 amino acids.